Agelaius phoeniceus (red-winged blackbird) is the source of this 2102-nucleotide messenger RNA. It is a transcript of the gene MGAT3, whose product is annotated as beta-1,4-mannosyl-glycoprotein 4-beta-N-acetylglucosaminyltransferase. NCBI's taxonomy places the organism in Eukaryota, Metazoa, Chordata, Aves, Passeriformes, Icteridae. Gene Ontology annotation, biological process: N-acetylglucosamine metabolic process. The record is from RefSeq and is a predicted model, not a curated record. Gene Ontology annotation, cellular component: membrane. Gene Ontology annotation, molecular function: beta-1,4-mannosylglycoprotein 4-beta-N-acetylglucosaminyltransferase activity.
GGCGGCGGGCGGGCUGGGGGCGAGCGGCAGCCUCGCCCCGCCGGGGGCCCGGCGGGCACCGACUCUGCGCCGGCCGGGGGAUGAAGAUGAGACGCCAUAAACUCUUUCUGACUCUCUGCAUGGCUGGUCUCUGCCUCAUCUCCUUCUUGCACUUCCUCAAGGCCCUUUCCUAUGUCACCUUCCCCAGGGAGCUGGCUUCACUUAGUCCCAACCUCGUCUCCAGCUUCUUCUGGAACAAUGCCCCUGUCACACCUCAGGUCAGCCCUGAGCCAGGGGGUGCAGAGUUCCUCCGCACACCCCUGUACUCCCACUCCCCCUUGCUCCAGCCCCUGUCUCCCAGCAGAGCCAGUGAAGAGCUGCACAAGGUUGAGUUCGUGCUGCCAGAAGAUUCAACGGAAUACUUUGUCCGUACCAAAGCCGGUGGCAUUUGCUUUAAACCAGGCACCAAGGUGUUGGAGAAGCCACCCGCGGGCGGCCGGCAGGAGGAGCGAGCGGAUGGCGCGGCCUCGGGGCGGCCGGCUCGGAAGCCGCUGAGCGCCGGCGGAGCCAAGCGGCGCAAGUGGGUGGAAUGUGUGUGUCUGCCGGGCUGGCACGGCCCCAGCUGUGGCGUCCCCACCGUGGUCCAGUAUUCCAACCUGCCCACCAAGGACCGCCUCGUGCCGCGGGAGAUCCCCCGGCGGGUGAUCAAUGCCAUCAACGUCAACCACGAGUUCGACCUGCUAGAUGUCCGCUUCCAUGAGCUGGGAGACGUGGUGGAUGCUUUCGUGGUGUGCGAGUCCAACUUCACGGCCUACGGAGAGCCGCGGCCCCUCAAGUUCCGCGAGAUGCUCCUCAACGGCUCCUUUGACUACAUCCGCCACAAGGUGCUCUACGUUUUCCUGGACCACUUCCCGCCCGGUGGCCGCCAGGACGGCUGGAUUGCUGACGAUUACCUACGUACCUUCCUCACCCGGGACGGCAUCUCCCGCCUCCGCAACCUGCGCCCGGACGACGUCUUCAUCAUCGAUGAUGCUGAUGAGAUCCCGGCCCGCGAUGGCGUGCUCUUCCUCAAGCUCUACGACGGCUGGACGGAGCCCUUCGCCUUUCACAUGCGCAAGUCGCUCUACGGCUUCUUCUGGAAGCAACCGGGCACCUUGGAGGUGGUCUCGGGCUGCACCAUGGGCAUGCUCCAGGCUGUCUAUGCUACCGACGGGAUACGUUUGCGACGCCGCGACUACUACACCAUGCCUGGGUUUCGGCAGUACGAGAACAGCACGGGACACAUCCUGGUGCAGUGGUCGCUGGGCAGCCCCCUCCACUUUGCUGGCUGGCAUUGCUCCUGGUGUUUCACCCCAGAGGGGAUCUACUUCAAACUGGUGUCAGCCCAGAACGGGGACUUUCCCCGCUGGGGUGACUAUGAGGAUAAACGAGACCUCAAUUAUAUCCGGGAGCUGAUCCGGACUGGUGGCUGGUUUGAUGGUACAAUGCAGGAGUAUCCCCCUGCUGACCCCAAGGAGCAGAUGUAUGCUCCCAAGUACCUGCUCAAGAACUACCAGCGGUUCCGCUACUUGUUGGAGAACCCCUACCGAAAGGUGGAGGGUGCUGGGUGAGGCCACUGGGUGGGAAAUCAGAACUUCACAACAAAGGGAAAGAGUCGGGUGUUUUCGUCUGUUCCUUCUUUUGUUUCCUUUGUUUAUGGGCAGGGUGUGCUUUUUAUGUGGGCUCUCUGCCCUCCUUCACUUCCUGUUCUUCUUCCCUUCAUCCCAGGCAUCACCCUGGGAACCCAAAUUCCUCAGUCACAUGAAGGGAGACCUGGACAGGAGGAAGAGAGAUGUUGAGAACCCGCUCUGUAGUAGCAUAAAGACUUCCUUGCAUCUUCUGAGCCUCUCCUGCUGGCUGGAGAGAAUCUCUGCAGCCAGCUGGCAGAUUUUCCUCUGGGGGAGGCUGAGAGGAUCCCAUGGGGAGACAGGGCAGCUGUUCCCAUCCACCCUCAUCCUUUGUGGAUUGGAGCAAGCAUAGAUGCAAGCCUGGGCUGUUUAUUGAGCGUGUGAGUCAGCAGGCACAAACUCUUGUGAGUGGUUGCGUGUGCAGAUGUAUGUCACUGGCAUUUUUUGGAUGAGUGA